This is a messenger RNA of Apaloderma vittatum (bar-tailed trogon), 289 nucleotides long. It is a transcript of the gene RPS2, whose product is annotated as ribosomal protein S2. Gene Ontology annotation, cellular component: ribosome. Gene Ontology annotation, biological process: translation. Lineage: Eukaryota; Metazoa; Chordata; Aves; Trogoniformes; Trogonidae. The transcript is spliced from 3 exons. Gene Ontology annotation, molecular function: structural constituent of ribosome. The record is from RefSeq and is a predicted model, not a curated record. The coding region runs from base 7 to 246 and encodes 79 amino acids.
CUGCUGAUGAUGGCUGGGAUCGAUGACUGCUACACCUCGGCCAGGGGCUGCACCGCCACCCUCGGAAACUUCGCUAAAGCCACCUUCGAUGCCAUCUCCAAGACUUACAGUUACCUGACCCCCGACCUCUGGAAAGAGACCGUGUUCACCAAGUCUCCUUACCAGGAGUUCACUGAUCACCUGGCAAAGACCCACACGAGGGUCUCGGUGCAGAGAACCCAAGCAGCUGCUGUGGCGACAACCUAAGCGGUUUUUGUACGAGACAAUAAAGCGAUCAGUGAACCAGAAA